Messenger RNA from Oryctolagus cuniculus (rabbit), 2987 nucleotides. RefSeq names its product thymocyte expressed, positive selection associated 1 (gene TESPA1). The record is from RefSeq and is a predicted model, not a curated record. Lineage: Eukaryota; Metazoa; Chordata; Mammalia; Lagomorpha; Leporidae. Gene Ontology annotation, cellular component: cytoplasm. Gene Ontology annotation, molecular function: signaling receptor binding. Gene Ontology annotation, biological process: positive regulation of T cell receptor signaling pathway.
AUGAGAGCGGAGGGGAAGGCUAGGUCCACACCAUGCGGCUUUCUCGCUGCUGUCACCGCAGUCUCCACACCUGGCAAGGACUUGGCUCGACUUUGGGCACCACUUUGCCAACAACUGGGCUCUCCACCAGCAGACAAAUCAAACCGCUGCCUUAAGCCAGAGUUGUGGAAUGCCUAAAUGCUAGGCUCAGGGUAAGCUUCAUCUUGAUGAGCCUCCAAAUGCAGUGACAUGGAAGAGGGUGUAUGAGAACCCGCCACCGAGGGCAGCGUGUGUGCGCAGUGGGCACGGUCAACGUCGGGCUGCAGGAGGCGUUCUUCCUGUCCGCGGACGGAAAGGGCACCCCUCGCGGGUCAGGAGGCCCUGAAGUCGGAGCUGGGGCCAUGGAGGCCUCCGUGCUGAGCCCCACGUCCUGGGAGAAGCGGCGAGCCUGGGUCCGGCAGAGCCGCUACUGGCAGGCCCAGGUCCUGGAGGAGGAGGCCGCGGCCGCCCUGCAGGAGGUCCCAGAGCUUGAGCCUUCCAGCCUGGACGACGUUUUCCAGGAAGGGAAUCCAAGCAGCAAGAUUGAACACUGGCUGCUGGACUGUGGCUCUUCCGAGGAAGGACUUUUGGAGGAAGCAGGACAGUCCAUCAAUAACGGAUGCUCCAGCUUUGAAGAUGACCUGACCCUUGGAGCAGAGGCCACAUUGCUGGCCACCAAUGGCAAGCUCUUCCCCAGGAGAUUCCUCCAGACGGCCAGGCCCUGCCAGCUACAUGAUCUUGGCUGUAGUUUGGCUUCCAGCAGCAUGACUGGUGGGACCACCCAGACCAGUUCAAGCAUCUCAGACAUUCUGGACAAGGUGCAAGAAGACGCUGAAGCCGUCCUCUUCAGCCUGGGCUUCGGCCAAGAGGCCCACAGAGACACUUCGCGGAUCCCUGCCAGAUUUUUCACCACCCCCUCUCAGGCCAAAGGCAUUGACUUCCAGCUCUUCCUGAAGGCCCAGGUGCGGAGGAUUGAGAUGGAGGACCCCUGCCUCAUGCUGGCCAGCAGAUUUAAGCAAGUGCAAACCCUGGCUGUCACUGCUGAUGCCUUCUUCUGCCUCUACUCCUAUGUGUCCAAGACGCCUGUCCAGAAGUUCACACCAUCCCACUUGCUCUGGAAUUACAACCCAUCUGAUGUGCCCUCCAUCAGGAUUCAGGCCCCAGAGCCUGAACCCCAGUCACCCCGAGACCGCCUCCGGAAAGCUAUCUCCAAAAUGUGCCUGUAUACUGGUUCCCGGGAUCGGCUGUCACUGCCCCCCACCCCCCAGAAAAGGAACAGUUUGGACCAAGUGGUGUGGGAAGUGAUGGACAGAGUGAGAGGAGAGAAACUAGUCCUCCAGCAAGGCUCUGGGAUUGAGCGAGACCCCCAGGAAGCUCCUGUACUCCCUGAAGGAGACAUGGAGCUGUCCCCUUCUUCCUCUCCAUGCGCUUCCCGCCCUAAAGAGGAAACACAGCAGGCAAUGCCCAUGGUGUUCUCAUCAUCGCAAACUCUGGAGCCUAUCUGCAAGGCACCCUGUUGCACACAUUCUCUGCCUAGAGAAGAUCCACGGUGGAGUGCAAACCCUGCACAGGUGCGGAGAGAACUGUGGGAGCUACAGGCCACCGCCAAGGGAGCCCAUUCCACUGAGGAUGAGCCUUUUUGGAAAAGGAAGAGGAGGGCAAGAAAGAGCCUGUUUCAGAAGCAACCCCUGGACACAAGGACUGAGCCGUCGAACCUCUUCCCCAACCAGCAGAAGUGGACGCUGAGCCCAGGGAGGUCAGAACCACGUCAGGCUCAAAUCUACCAGCUGCAGGGUGCAUUUUACUGGGAGGAGAUGCAAAGCAACAGUGAGGAGGAGGAGAGCCCUUGGUCAAGCAGAUCCAGGCACCCCAACAUCUACCAGAUUUGUGCUAGCAAAGACUCAAGAAGCUUUCCCCACCAUCACAGCCGCACCUGCUCGGACAGCAGCGACUGCACAGAAAAAGCCACUUUGCCAUCUCUUCUUGCGUGAGACUGUACUGCCUUCAGCACCCACACUCUGCCCCUUGGCCCUCCGAAACCUUGAACCUGACUGGAAAAAGGCAGCCUGGUAUAGUAGGAAGAAAACCAGCCUGAGAGACUUGGAAUCUACAUCCUGAUGCUGUCACAAACUGCAUGCUGAGAGAGAGAGAGAGAGAGGGAGAGAGAAUCUUAGGCAAUGCCACUUCAUUCCUCUGCACGUUGGUUUCUCUACUAUGUGGGUAUCAGAAUACAUAUGGUGAAAGAGUGGUAAAGGGGACCAAGGAUUUUCUCCCAGGCUUUGCCAUUGGCAAGGGCAGUUGGAAGAUUUAAGAAGUUCAAGUUUGGGGAGCAAGAGUUGUUACUGGAAUGCUCUCAAAGGACUCAAGCUAAGAGGGGAAGGAGAAAUCGGACACCAUGGUGCAACCUGCCCUGGGACUCCUUCAGAAUAUGUUCAUUUUUCGUUCUCCUAAUUAAAUUCCAGACUAUCUUCCGCAGUAGAUGCCUAUUUUUCUUCUUGAGUUCUGAUCCUGGAAGACCUACUUGAAGCCUUGUCUUAAAUUCAGUUCUGCCCUCUGCCCAAAAUUCUCUCUGCAUAGGAAAAGGGAUGAUGGGCAUUCAAGAUGACUCCUCCUGACCACGGCAAACUUUCAUUAUAUUUUCUGCUGGCAGAAUACAACACAAUUAAAAAUAUAUUUUAAAAUCAUGGUAUGUUUUAAAAAAUAAUUAACAGUUGUGGUUUGCUUUGCAGAACUGUCUCAGGGUUUGAGCACAUAACGAUAGUCUGCUCCAUAGUACUUGAGUACAGAGCAUCUUGCAAAUUUUUAUUUUGUUUUUUAAAAAUCUAUUUUAUUUAUUUGAAGGACAAAGUGACAGAGAGAGAUCUUCCAUCUACUGGUUCACUCUUCAAAUGGCCAGGAGCCCAGAGCUCCAUCCAGGUCUCUCAUGUGGGUGCAGGGGCCAUCUUCUGCUGCCCCAGGUCUAUGAACAG